This is a messenger RNA of Ostreobium quekettii, 315 nucleotides long. The record is from the annotation of a GenBank genome assembly. Lineage: Eukaryota; Viridiplantae; Chlorophyta; Ulvophyceae; Bryopsidales; Ostreobiaceae.
AUGGCAGUGAAAUACCCAAUCUAUAUUUGUCCUGGUUCAUGGCUGCUCGUAGUUGUUCUUUUGCUUGUCAAGAGUCAUACACAUCUUUUCUUGCAAGAAGUUCCAUCCCUGGAGGGCUGGGACAGGGGCAGUGAGGAGGUUGGGGCAUCAACUGGCAGCUCGAGGAACAACAUCUUGGGAAAAACGAGCAAUAGCACCACUGAGGAACAUUUCACAGUGAAGAGCAGGUGCUAUCAGAUGCUCGCUUUUGGAUGUCAGGAGGCGUGUGCUGGCAAUAAGUGCAGUGGCCAUUCACAUAAGGUUGGACUCAAAUGA